Molecule: messenger RNA, 4817 nt
Organism: Pseudonaja textilis
Lineage: Eukaryota; Metazoa; Chordata; Lepidosauria; Squamata; Elapidae
Source: RefSeq, a predicted model, not a curated record
AUGUUAAUGAGAAAUCAGAAGGUAAAUGAAGAUUCAACACUUCACAUGUCUGCUGACAUCCAUAAUUUAAUUCCUUGUGGUGAUGUGGCAGGCUUGCUGGCAAUUAAUGUGAAACAGUGCAAAGAUUUUACCUCCAAAUUCAAUGUUAAACGUGACACCUACUUAUUGAUUCGUAUUAGUAUUGAUAAAAUCAUGAAAUGCACAAAUCCCCAAUUGUACAGAGCACACUUCAGGACCAGAAAGAUGAAUACAAUCUAUUUCGGAGAUGUAAGAUAUUUUUCUGUAAAGGUUCCAAAACAGAAAAGUGAUCCUAGGAACAGGAUCGUUUUAGAGUUGGUGGGCUUUGAAGGUCCAAAAGACUUUCCAAGGCUGUUUGGGAAUGUAACUAUGCACCUUUAUGAAGUUAUUCAGAAGCAGUCCUUCAUUGAAACAUGUCCUAUGAGGAUUAGAAACAUGAUUUUCUGCACAGCAGAGGUGCAAUUUAUGUUCUGUUAUGGAUGUCUUGGAUAUGGAUAUUCACAUCAGUUGAAACUGCCAGGAGCAGAUCCUGCCCAGGCUGUGGCAUAUUCCAUGUUUCUACGGGUUCCACCACCAGAAGAUAGAAAAGAUUAUUCAAGCAAUGUCAUCAAACCACGACACAUGGAUUACCCCGCUUUCUUAUCCCCAGAUCUGAAGGUCACAGUUGGAAGCUCUGAAUUGGAAAUUCCUAGAGAAAGUGCAGAACAGUACAAAACUCUUCAGAAAGCUUUGAAAGAGCCAGCCCGAGCAAGAUUGGAAAAAAUGAAAAAAGAAUACCGGACCUUAAGAACAUGGCGUGAAAAGGCUGAGUAUUUGGACCAGCUGAUUUUAAAAAGAGGACCAAAAUCAAAACCUUUCACAAAGCUCUCUCGCUUCAAAGAAAUUGUUGGGAAGAUUCACACCCCUGUUUCUCAAGAAGCCCCUAUCCCUCAAGAAUCAGCAUUUUACCCUCCUUCAGAACAAGAAGUUAAGGCAGUAAAACCAGUAUCUGAUUUUCAGAAAUUUCCAGGUAUUCCACCUGACUUAUCUAAUAUGCAUUUACAAAUUCCUGCACCUGUACCAUCCCGUGUGGGAAGUGACUCAGAAGAAUCGGAGAAAAGUGAAAUUUAUACACCUGUUGAACAAAUUGAACUUCCAGCACUGACAGUAGUAUCUAGCAGGCCCCAUUCAUCAGGAUCUUCAUCUGACAGAGAGAAUCUGGAACAGAUUACAAGACGACAAAUUUCUCAUGUGUCUGAAACAUCUCUAUCUAGUUCUGGAGGAAUCGUAGCCGAGUUUUCAGAGAGCGGUGAUUCUGAACCCCCUCCUUUUCUUGGUCCUAGAAGCAAAAUACGCCUUAAAGAAAGAUCUGUAGCAGAAGCACCUGCCUUAGACUAUUUACCAAAACCAAUAGAGGUAUUGCCUUCUAAGACUUCAAAGGAAUCAUUUUCUGUUUCUGAAAUUCCUGUGAGAAUCUCAGAUUCAGUUGUUGAACCAGAACAGCAAUGGCCAUGGAAAGAGGUUACGUUCCAAGAUGCAUUUUUUAGUAGAAACAAGUUUGAACCCUUCUUGAGACGUGUUUGUAAAGUACAACCACCAGAGCUUCGUAAAGGCACAAUAGACUAUUCUGUUCUUUUAGAAAAAGCAUACACAACUGUUGAUUUCAAAGAACAAGAAGACCAGGAUCCACCUCCAGGUCUGCCUUUGACAAAAUUAGAUAAUGGCUUAGAUCCCAAAUUAAUCAGAAGUGGUGAGCAAUUGUCAAUAUUAAGACUCCUUGAAAAAAAAAUUGAUUUGCAACAGGAAGAUAAAAAAAUUGCGGUGGAAACUGAAAGAGAAACAAAUCCAUCAAUUAUAACUUCUGAAUCAAAGCCACAAGGAGAUAAACUAUCAGAAGCAGAAAUAAAACAGGUGAAUGUUUACUUCAAAAACUCUCUUGAAACUUUUCUUGUUGAUAAAGUUGUAAAAGUGGUAGCACUUAAAUCACUUUUGAGCAAAAACAUUGAAAACCUAGUUGCAGAGAGAUUUUCAGGACCAGAGUUACCCCAAGAAUUAGAAGACAGCAGCCCAUUAGAUGACAGAGAAAAAUGUUCUCUGAAGGAAAUAACAACUAGUACUACAGAUGCAUUUUCAGAACCAGACAUUAGUGAACUGAAAGAUGUUGUAAGUCAACAUUUGCAGGCUCAACUUAUUGGAAAAUUGUCUGAAAAAGGGAUAAUUCCAGAUAUGGUGAUAGCAGAGACCCAGGUAUCUCUCCAGAGUUCUAGUGAUUUGCUCAGGAAAGCUUUAUCAAAAGAAGUAACUUCACAAACUGAAAUAAUAACCAUAAAACCAUUAAGUGAGAGUGAUAUAAGAGAACUUUCCAAAUCUGAAUCCUUAGAUAAUAAAGAAAGUCACAAAAGCAAGCCAGUAUCUACAGAAGCAGAUUUAUACGAAAGCAGAAAAGAUGAUUACGAGCCUAUUUUAUUUCCUCCUGAAAGCCAAACUAGUCCAGAGAACGAACCAAAAUUUGAUUUAAAAAACUUACCCUCAAAUACAUCAUUAGAAAUCAUUAGAGUAAAGUUACCGUUCAGCAUUGAAACAGCUAAUAUAAAAAAACAUGUUUCCCUCCAUGAUACCCUCCUUCAAAAGAUUUUAAAAGCAGAAAUAAAAAGUUUAAAAUCAUUUUUAAGCAAAAGUAUUCAGGACCACCUUAAGGAUAAACUUUCAGAAACUGGAUUAAGCAAAGAAGACCUGGAAACUGUGUGUCAGAAGUUGUCCUUGAACUUGAAGGAGAAAUCUAAUGAGGGCUUUGAUGACAGUGUGUUAAGCAAAAGUAUUCAAAAUCUUUUUGAGGCCCUUUCAGAGAAUGAAAUUUCCAAUUUAAAGUCUGCAUUGAACAGGAAAAUCCAAAACCAUCUCUUGGAAAGAAUUUCAGAAAUUGGACUGAUCACACAGGAAGAGUUAAAAAAAAUACUCGAAAUGGUAUUUCCAGUUGUAGCCAAAGAAACAGCACUCAGGGCAGAGAAAGGACCAGAUUUAGCUAAAGAAGAACAAAGUGUACAGCAAGUAUCUCAUAUAACUCAUGCUCUACAAGAUAGGUUUUCUGAAGAAGAAUUGCAAAAUUUAAGGUCUCUCUGCAGCAGACUCUUGAAAGAAGGCCAAAGAGAACAACUUUCGGAACUAGAAGUAAAAGGUUUAGCAUCUGUUUUGCAAAAAAGCUUUGAAGAGCUUCCUGCACCAAUCAGUCCCCAAACUAGCAAAGAAAUAGAUAAGGAUAUGGAUCAUGAUGCAUCUGUUUCAAGUAUUGAAAGCAUUUCAAAAGUUAGUGAUGUCAAUUUAUCCGACAAAGCAAAACAUCCUUCAUAUGAAAACCUUCCUCAUACAUCAACUGCAAGUGAAAAAAUUAAAAAGGAAAAUCUAGGUGGUCUUAUAAACAGUAUUUUUGAAGUACAAACAAAAAACCAAGAAACCCAAACAUCUGGUUGCAAAAAAGUGAAACACACUUGUAAAAAAGAACGUUACAGAUUGCCAGGUUACCCUGAUAAUCUAGAGAUAUCAGAUUUGAAGAGACGGUCCUAUGAAGAAAUAUCACAAAAUAAGCCUCAGAAAGAAUCAUUGAGGAAAAUAUCUGAACCAUUUGCCUUUUCCUCUUUUUUGAGUGCACAUGACAUUGGAGCCCAAACUGAAAUUAAAAAUUAUCUUUCCAAAUCUCCUAAUUAUCCUUCCAAGCCUCCCUUUCCAGUGAACCCUCAGACGUUUCUCUUUUUACACCCAGAGUCUGAGGAAGAAGCAAAGCCAACUUGCAAGUAUCAUCACAAAACCAAAACCAAGAAGACUGACAGAAAGAAGGAUGCUGCAUUACAUCACUCACAGCAAGGAGGGAUGAACCCUUCAGCCAAAAAGGAAAAAGCACAUCGCCGAUCAUCUAAGGAUGUUUUAAAAGAAAAACAUGGAAAAAAACAUGGUGAGUUGUCUUCUAAAAAAUCGAGCACGACAGAAACCAGGAAGGAUUCAAAAACUCUAUUAUCUGGGGGUGGUGUAAAAAAGGAAAGCAUGAAACUGAAGCCUGAGAAGAAACGUGAUAAUGACAUCAAGCAAAAAAAAUCAUUUAGCAAGACAGCUGCCUUAUCUGAUUCACAACUAGCAAAAACUGUUCAAGAAAAAUCUACAAUUAAAUUUCCUACUACUGGACAUACAAAAGCAAAUUCAUUGAAUUCCAUUGCCAUUGAAGAUUUAGAUUUGGAAGCUUAUAAGCAUCUUGAAAAAGCAAUUGAAAGAGCACUUGUUGAUUUACAAGGUGUUGAAGAAGGGAGCUGCAGCCAAGCAAGAUCAAAUUCUGCUCCAAAUGUUGCUGGUCUCGUGUCUAAAGAUGCACCUCGACCGUUUCCUUCUGCACUGGAGACUCCAAGAAAUCAAGCAGGCAUGAUAUUUGACAUGCUCAACAACCAGGAUCAAAUCUUAAAAAUGACACCUGAGCAGUUGGAAGUUGUUCUUAAGAUUCUCCACAAAAUAUUGAGACAGAACUCCAAACCCCCAAAUAAUGGAUGAAUCUUAGCCUUCUGAUCCUCAACCAUCUAUGAGUGUGCUUUUGGGUUAUUAUUUUCCCCUGGUCAUAAUAAAAAAUAAAAUGCUCUUAGUACAUUUUAGUUCAGAAAGCUUGAAAACUUAUUUGAAUUAUUACUAAAGCAACCUUAUGUUUUUAUUCCUUUUUUUUAAUAAAAAGGCCAUUCUCCUUUUUAUCCCAGCCUGAUGCCUUUGAAACUUAUUGAACUACAAUACUCAUACUGAUCAAUGACUGGACUGAAACAUGAUUUCUUGCUCUGCUGAAUGCAGCUGAA